Molecule: messenger RNA, 669 nt
Organism: Penicillium angulare
Lineage: Eukaryota; Fungi; Ascomycota; Eurotiomycetes; Eurotiales; Aspergillaceae
Exons: 1
Coding region: 1-669 (222 amino acids)
Source: RefSeq, a predicted model, not a curated record
AUGUCAUUCAGACUGCCGCGUUUCACCUCGCCAUACCCCCGACAGUCAUUGAAACAACCAGAGCGCGAAGUUGCACUCCGCACAGAAUCGAUAGCGUCCUCAAGGACUACCCUCGUGUUGAAAUCAAAGGGAGAUGACAAGGCAGCAAUCGCAUACAGUAUCACCACUGAACAAGGCCAGACCGUGUAUACAGUAUCCGGUCGCAAGUAUGGAGAUCAAAAUUUCCGAGAGUUCCAUGAUGCCUCAGGACUACCUUUAUUUGAACUCCAUACGAAGACCAGGCUUGGGUUCCCCUCUGGCUGGUAUUUGACUAUGCCAGGCGGCGGUGAUGUCAAGAUAGCCGAAGGAGGACCACGACUCUCAAUGGACAAAGGGGGAAAGAAUAUGCGGUUUUCUUUUCGAAAUAUGGCUACGAACGAGGCUAAGGCUGAGGAUGAUAAGUUCAUCACUCUAGAUGUUGCGAUCGAGUCUUACGGCCAGAUUAUGGCCAAGUAUGAUAUAAAUGACGGAGAUAGGAAGAUCGCUUGGGUCUAUGAGAGCGUUCAACAUAACGAUGUUUUGGCAUUGAUGCCUAGUUCAAGGCGGAAGUCUAUUCGACCUGCUGUGGAUUUGGUGGUUGCGGCAGGUGUGGAUACAUUGCUAGUGAGUUUGAAUGUUGUUGAAUGUUGA